Molecule: messenger RNA, 3478 nt
Organism: Pipistrellus kuhlii (Kuhl's pipistrelle)
Lineage: Eukaryota; Metazoa; Chordata; Mammalia; Chiroptera; Vespertilionidae
Gene: NKAIN2
Product: sodium/potassium transporting ATPase interacting 2
Exons: 8
Coding region: 246-887 (213 amino acids)
Biological process (GO): regulation of sodium ion transport
Source: RefSeq, a predicted model, not a curated record
CCCGCGAGUGGAGGUAUGCGCGGCGGGCGCGGCCGGAGCCGGAGCCAGAGCUGCCGCCGCUGCCGCCGCGGCGCCCGCGGGUCCUAAUGCCUGUCCGCUCCCAGGACGCCGGCAGCGGCAGCCCGGAGCCCCCGAGCCCUCCGCGGCAGGUCUGCCCGUCCUCCCCGGCGCUCUGAUUGGAUACGGUGGGGGCUCGACGGUGGCCGGCGUGGGACAGCCUGGCCGUGGCAGGGGUCUCGGAAACCAUGGGCUAUUGCAAUGGCAGGUGCACGCUGAUCUCUAUCUGUGGCAUGCAACUGGUUUGUGUGCUGGAGAGGCAAAUAUUUGACUUCCUUGGAUAUCAGUGGGCACCUAUCCUGGCAAAUUUUGUACAUAUUAUUAUCGUCAUUCUUGGUUUAUUUGGAACUAUUCAAUAUAGACCUCGUUACAUAAAAGGAUAUGCUGUCUGGCUAGUCCUCUGGGUUACGUGGAAUGUGUUUGUUAUCUGCUUCUAUUUGGAGGCUGGGGACCUCUCAAAGGAAACAGACCUUAUCCUGACUUUUAAUAUUUCAAUGCACCGAUCUUGGUGGAUGGAGAAUGGACCAGGAUGUACGGUGACCUCAGUGACACCUGCCCCAGACUGGGCCCCAGAAGACCAUCGCUACAUCACGGUCUCAGGGUGUUUUCUGGAGUACCAGUACAUAGAAGUGGCUCAUAGUUCCCUCCAGAUUGUCCUCGCACUGGCAGGGUUCAUCUACGCCUGUUAUGUUGUGAAAUGUAUAACUGAAGAGGAGGACAGCUUUGAUUUCAUAGGUGGCUUUGAUUCUUAUGGCUAUCAAGGGCCUCAGAAGACGUCUCAUUUACAACUACAGCCUAUGUACAUGCAAAUUCCCUUGGAUAACAACUGAUAACAAAUUCUAUAUAUCAGCAUCAAGUGAUAUGCUGAGUUGCAAGCGAGGAUCAAAAUAGAAAGUCGAAAUAAUACAUAUGGCUUCAUAAUGUCAGCUCCUGGACCUUACAAAAAAAAAAACCACUUGUUUCACAGUGGCCUCCUGCAUUUUAUGAAGAGCAAGAAGCAACUGAGUUUAAAUAUACAUACGUUUUGACAGAACAAACACCAAGCCUCACGCUUCACAUACCAAACACCAAGCCUCGCAUACACCAGGACACACACACACACACACACACACACACACACACACACACUGAGACACACACCAGUUCCACUUGGCCUCCUCUUCCUAACUAAAACAGAUGAAAAUGCAGGACACGCCCAGCUUGGACUUCCUGAAAGCAGGCUUCUUUCUCCCAGGCCUUUGGAAAGUUCAAAAGGAGACGUGUUGGUGCCCUCUGCUGGCCGUCACUAACUCCGCUGCUGCUCAGCCGGUGGGCCUCUGGGAACUGUCAAGUCAUCCAGGGCACAGUAGCUGGAGAGUCCUGUCUUCUGCACUCCAGACAUCUUGAUAGCACCAAGGCUCCGUAGGCAACAAAAUUGCAAACACCAACAAACAAAACAUGCCAUGAUGACCUGGUAACCAAAGUCUGAAUUGGCAGGUUGUUUGCCCUAAAGGCUGUCCCGUACAUACUUGCCUUAACCCACCUAAGUUGUGCGCCCGAGAAUCUCAGUGCAGACAUCCCCAAGUCACUUCCUUUAGGCUAACUCACUGCUAUUAAUUCCGAAUGAGUUCGAGUCUGUAUGUUUUAUGUCAAGAAGCAAGACUGAAUAGCCCAGCAGCUCCAGUGUGUCUGUGUACGAGAAAACUGCCAGCUGUCAGCAAAGUGCUUUACCAUUGAGCCUCCACAGUGGCCAAAAAGAGACAAGUACCAAUAACAACAACAAUAAUCAUCAUCUUUAUAAUUCUUCAGUAUGGGCUUCUGAUGGGGUUGGGCGGGGGCAAAGUAAGACUUCAUCAUCUACUAACGUCAUUAAUCUACUGGAAGCAGAAAUGGCAUCACUCACUGACUUUAUUUAUCGCACUCUAGGUGCUUUUCUAAGUAUCUACAAAUGUCUUUUACUAACACAGAAACAACUGUGGAUUUCUAUCAACAGAGGCCAACUGAAUAUGUAUUAGCUAUGUUUACUCUUUUAUAUCUAAUUCACAUUGAAGACCCUACGUAGGUGAACUUUUUUCCCUAACUUCCAGCGUAUGAGAUUAUUUUUGGGGUGGGUGGGGGAGGGAGCAAUAGUUAUCUUGGUGACAUAUUUGAGAUCUUCUUGUGGUGAUUGGGGGAUCCGUUGUGUGGUAGAGUGUAUUUGAAUCCUCCUAUAUUCUUGUGACAGAAAAAACUGUGCUGUUAACGUAGUUGGCAACAAGAUGCCUUUGGAAACUUAAUAGUAGGUCACUGUGUUUAUGAAAUAAUCUGAAUUUCUAGGAAAUUUUGUUCUAUAUAUUCAAGCAUUAUUUGGUUUUCAUGAGUGGGAAACAUAAUUAGCUCAGGCUUGUCAGGAAGUCAGAUGAGUCACAUUUUUUUUUCUUGGAUCCACCUGAGACAUUAAAAACAAAAUUUUUAAACAAGUAUAGCAUGCUUAAGUGCAGCAAAAUUCAGACUUGAGACACUAUACAUUGGCAUGAAGCAACUUUUUCUCUUGGUUUCUAUGAAGUUUCAGUUCUUGGGUCAACCUACUUUGGACCUUAUCCCAUCCGGAACUACAUAAACCAUUCCCAUUACUAUGUUGCAUGGAUAUCAGUGAUACACACGCAUAUCCACUUGAAAAUGAUAAAGGAACAAAGGUUGCUAUUGAAACAUAAACUACAAAAAAGGGUUCCAGCACUUGUGCUUGAAUUUUCUCAGUGGCUCGUAUACGUUUGUCCAUAUAUACAUGUAAUCAAACGGAUGAUUAUAAACAUGUCAGUGAAACCUCACCUAAUCAUUUUAUAGUGACAUGCAUGUUUACUCUAUGAGAAACAUAUUUACCAAUGUACUGUCCUUUGAGUCUUAAAUUAUAAAUACUCUACAUGCCAGAAACUACUCUAAUGGAACUAUUCAUGUGACAAUUUAAAAAAUGAGGUUUCACUGUACAUUCAUGCUGUGAUCAGUUUCUACCUUCCAGGACAUGUAUGUGGACAAGAAUUGAAAUGCACAGAAAAGCCCUCAUCUUCCUGCUUUAAGUUGCAGCCAAGUCACCACCUAACCACUACUAUCAUCACCACCAAAACUUUUCCAAAACCAGUUGUUGACUACUAAACGUCAUCAGUGGACAGGUCGCUGCUGGGAGCAGUGAGCACAGUAGUGUGAUUCCAUCUGGAAAAAAAAAAAAACAUCCAAGUUGUACAGCUGUAUCCUCCUCAAGAUCCGGUGAAGAAUGCUAUUUUUCUAGGCUGAGCUUUUGUUAUAAACCUAAUACUCAGAAGGCAAGAGUUACAAACCUGAUGUGUCCUUUUUCUUUUUUUUCUUCUCUUCCUUUUUUGCGUUUAUUAAUUCUGAAUGUAUUUUUAACAGAGUGAUUUUUUUGACUUACUAGUGUAAUUUGCAUUUUAAAAAAUAAAUGGAAAAACAA